Messenger RNA from Thunnus maccoyii (southern bluefin tuna), 888 nucleotides. RefSeq names its product major histocompatibility complex class I-related gene protein-like. Bases 1 to 888 code for a protein of 295 amino acids. NCBI's taxonomy places the organism in Eukaryota, Metazoa, Chordata, Actinopteri, Scombriformes, Scombridae. The record is from RefSeq and is a predicted model, not a curated record. The transcript is spliced from 7 exons. Gene Ontology annotation, cellular component: external side of plasma membrane. Gene Ontology annotation, biological process: immune response.
AUGAUCAUGAAACACUCGCUGAAGUUUUUCUUCACAACAUCCUCUGGAGUCAAAAACUUCCCAGAUUUUGUGGUUGUUGGGAUGGUUGAUGAAGUUCCAGCAGGUUACUGUGACAGCAUCAGUGUCCACAUCUUCCAGAGGAUGAGCAGCUGUGAAUGGGAUGAUGAGACUGGAGAGGUUAAUGGUUUUACUCAGUUUGGUUAUGAUGGAGAAGACUUCAUAGCAUUUGACCUGAAGACACUGACAUGGAUCGCUCCAAAACCACAAGCUGUCAUCACCAAACACAAGUGGGACAGAGAUAGACCCAACAAUGAAAGGUGGAACUACUACCUCACCCAGCAGUGCCCUGAGUUAGUGAAGAGAUAUUUGCACUAUGGGAAGAGCUCUCUGCUGAGAACAGAGCUCCCCUCAGUGUUUCUCCUCCAGAAGACUCCCUCCUCUCCAGUCAGCUGCCACGCUACAGGUUUCCACCCUCACAGAGCCAUGAUGUUCUGGAGGAAAGAUGGAGAGGAGCUUCAUGAGGACGUGGAACAUGGAGAGAUCCUCCCCAACCAUGAUGGAUCCUUCCAGAUGAGUGUUGACCUGAACCUUUCAUCAGUCACACCUGAAGACUGGAGGAGGUACGACUGUGUGUUUCAUCUCUCUGGUGCGAAGAACGACAUCGUCACCAAACUGGACAAAAAAGUGAUCAGAACCAACUGGGUUUCUCCCUCAGAGUUCCCUGCUGGUCCUGUUAUUGGAGGUGUUGUAGGACUGCUGCUGCUCCUGGCAGUCUGCAUCACUGGAGUCUUCAUCUGGAGAAGGAGAGAUAAUGGAUUCAGUCCUGCAAACUCUUCAGACUCGUCAUCCUUUGAAAUUUCUGAGGUCAAAGAUGCAGCUCUUAACUGA